Molecule: messenger RNA, 1197 nt
Organism: Mycotypha africana
Lineage: Eukaryota; Fungi; Mucoromycota; Mucoromycetes; Mucorales; Mycotyphaceae
Product: rab-GTPase-TBC domain-containing protein
Exons: 6
Coding region: 191-1072 (293 amino acids)
Biological process (GO): activation of GTPase activity
Molecular function (GO): GTPase activator activity
Source: RefSeq, a predicted model, not a curated record
CAGAAAUUAAAAAAAAAAAAGAAAAAAAAACCAAAAAAAAACCUGAAGCUAUAUAUAAGAUAUACUACUUCUUUACUCUUUCUUCUUCUUUCCCACUUCUUUGACAAACGGAAAAUCGCCCAAAAUUACGGUAAUUAUUUAUCAUAGCGAUAGCAACCAUCAUUACCAUCAUAAUAGUAGUGCGUCUAUUAUGAAUCAGCAAGAUGAAGAAGACUUGUCUUACCUGAAUGACUUUCAAGAAAUUUUACAAUCGGAAGUCUAUGUGGAUCUGGAACGAUUACGUAUACUCGCCAGACAUGGUAUACCCGAAAGUAUACGAGGUGAAGUUUGGAAAUAUUUAUUAGGAGUACAACAAGCAGACCGCUCCAAAGAACUAUCUUCAAGUAAAGCAAGAAAUGAAGAAUACGAUCAAUUGGACAAAAUGGAUAAUGAUUUAGCAAAAAGAAUUCGAGGCGAGCUAAGUCGGUAUCAGAGAAGAGUACCCGAAUUUCAAGGACAAGAUUAUACACAGUCUUUUGUGAACAUCAUCACAGCCUAUCUAAAUGCAAAUCGAGAUGUAGAAUACAAUCCAAAUUUGAUAGCACUAUGUGCACCGUUUAUCUAUGUAUCAGAAACAGAAUGUGAUGCCUAUUCUUGUUUUGAAAGAUUAAUGCAAGCAAUGGACGAAUAUAACUCAAAUAUUAGCCUUAAAGAACAAGUAGCACAAUUCAUGACCUUAUUUAGAUAUGGAUUGCCAGAAUUAUGCAGUUAUUUUGACGAAGAAGAGGUAGAUUUGAAUGAGUGGUCGACUUCUUGGUUACAAAAUUUACUGUCCAAAGAAAUGCGGUUCGAAAAUUUGGUUAGACUGUGGGAUACCUACUUUGCCAUGACUGAUUUUUUUGCCUUCCAUCCCUUUGUUUGUUUAUCUAUUCUGCUCAGUGCCAAAGAAGCGCUUGAAGAUUUGGAGCAAUCUGAAAUAAGAACCAUGCUACUACGAUUACCCUUAUUAAAUAUGGAAAUGAUUAUAGCGGAUGCAUACAAUUUCAGACAUGAAACCAUUGAAAGACAAAUGAACGAAAACGGUGAACUAUAGCAAUGAUUUAUGCUGCUUUCCAAAUUGCUAUUAUCUAUAUACACAUCUACACUCCCUCUUUUAUUCUUAAUAUAAUUAUAUUAUCAACACUUUCUAACAUAACAUAAACCAACAAUUUAACCGUC